Messenger RNA from Tricharina praecox, 1410 nucleotides. RefSeq names its product glycosyl transferase family 4-domain-containing protein. The transcript is spliced from 3 exons. Gene Ontology annotation, biological process: dolichol-linked oligosaccharide biosynthetic process; protein N-linked glycosylation. Gene Ontology annotation, cellular component: membrane. NCBI's taxonomy places the organism in Eukaryota, Fungi, Ascomycota, Pezizomycetes, Pezizales, Pyronemataceae. The record is from RefSeq and is a predicted model, not a curated record. Gene Ontology annotation, molecular function: UDP-N-acetylglucosamine-dolichyl-phosphate N-acetylglucosaminephosphotransferase activity. The coding region runs from base 1 to 1410 and encodes 469 amino acids.
AUGGCCGGCAGCAACACCCCAAUAACGGCCGGAUGGUUUUUCUUCCUAUUCACACUUGUCGGGGCGUGCUGCGGACUGCUGUACACGGUUUUCCAAGGGGACGGAGAGCCGCUCGUCGCGUCCCUCGCAUUCAGUGGGAUUGCGUUCGCGGCUUCGUAUUGUCUUAUCUGUUGGUUGGGUGACGAGUUCAAGAGGGUGGGCUUCAAGGGGAGGGAUCGCAGUAAAUUAGAUAGAAAGGAGAUCCCGGAGACAAUGGGUGCCGUGUGUGCAGUUGUCUACUUGAUGGUGAUGAUUGUGUUCAUACCGUUUCCGUUCUAUGAGUACUUCUAUGUCCAGACGAGUGGCGGUGGGAAUAGGGACAUGACCGUUGAGAUGGUGGAAACGGGACGGAAACUGCAUCGUUUCCCGCAUAAUAAGCUGGGCGAAUACCUUUCCGCGCUGCUCUCCCUCCAGAGCAUGGCCAUCCUCGGCAUCGCUGACGACCUCUUCGAUAUCCGGUGGCGGCACAAGCUCUUCCUGCCCGCGAUAGCGGCAAUCCCGAUGCUCAUAAUGUACUACAUUGACUUCGGCGUUACGAACAUCGUGGUCCCGUUGCCACUACAGGCCUACCUCGGAGAAAUGGUGAACCUCUCCUGGGGUUACUACGCAUACAUGGCCGCAAUCGCCAUCUUCUGUCCAAACAGCAUCAACAUCCUGGCCGGCGUCAACGGUCUCGAAGUCAGUCAGUCCAUUGUGAUCGCCGCCUUCAUCGCCAUAAACGACCUCCUCUACAUCUCCGUCAAAGGCCAUCCAGCCACCGAUUCACACCUAUUCUCACUCUAUUUCCUCCUGCCAUUCUUGGGAGUAUCACUAGCCCUCUGGUGCCACAAUAAAUACCCCUCCAAAGUCUUCGUCGGCGAUACCUACUGUUACUUCGCGGGCAUGACCUUCGCCGUCGUCGGCAUCCUGGGCCACUUUUCAAAGACCCUGCUCCUCCUCUUCAUCCCGCAGAUCUUCAACUUCCUCUACUCCUCGCCACAACUUUUCGGUCUCGUUCCGUGUCCUCGUCACCGCCUGCCACACUUCAACGCACGCACAGGCCUGAUGGAGCCCUCGCGCGGUCAAUUCAUCCACCCACCGCGCUGGCCCAUCUCCGUCGCCCUCAAAACUCUCGCGAAGUUGGGGCUCGUUCAGAUUUGGACAGAUGACAACGGCGUGGUGUUGGAGUACUCGAACCUGACGCUGAUAAACCUGUGGAUUGUAAGGUUCGGUCCCAUGCGAGAGGAUAAGGUCACUCUGGGGCUGGUGGGAUUGCAGGUGGUUUGUGGUGUGCUGGGACUGUUUAUCAGACAUAAGGCCGCGCUGCUCCUGUUUCCGUAUGAUAAUUUGAAACUGCAGGAUUUUGAGGGGUUGGGGUUGCCGGUGGUUUAG